GGCCAUCCAUCCAUACACCACUUGCGAUGAACCAGGGAGGACAUCAGGGAGGAGGUGCAUUCGGUCAAGCUCCCCGUCAGGAGGCAAUGGAAUAUAUCUGCGCUGACUGUGGAGCAAAAAACGAAAUCAAAUCGCGAGAACCGAUCCGGUGCCGCGAAUGUGGCCACCGUAUCAUGUACAAAAAGCGCACAACGCGCAUGGUGCAAUUUGAAGCACGAUAAUCCUCGGCGUUUUCGGACCGCACGCUUUCAAGCACAUGUCCCUCAUGGAGACACCACCCGGAUCUUUAGACUUUAGACAUACGUCGCCACCCGUGGCCUGCACAGUCGGCCCGAAUGAUCUAUGACGCUCUUGCUAUCACACUCUACCAGAUUUGAUAGCCCUCAAUCACGGGAGUCCAAAAAAUGGAUUAGAUGCGCGUAUGUAUUAUAAUGCUGCGUUAAGCUGAAAUCCAAAAACACCUUGUAAG
Molecule: messenger RNA, 469 nt
Organism: Coniophora puteana RWD-64-598 SS2
Lineage: Eukaryota; Fungi; Basidiomycota; Agaricomycetes; Boletales; Coniophoraceae
Exons: 3
Coding region: 27-221 (64 amino acids)
Biological process (GO): DNA-templated transcription
Cellular component (GO): RNA polymerase I complex; RNA polymerase II, core complex; RNA polymerase III complex
Molecular function (GO): DNA binding; zinc ion binding; DNA-directed RNA polymerase activity
Source: RefSeq, a predicted model, not a curated record